UUCCCUCCGUCCGUCUUCCGUGUACGCACUGGGGAGGCUUGAGGUUCAGGGCAGGGAGGUUGGGUGGAUUAAAAGGUUUCCAUGCUGGCGGCUGUCGUUCAUGAUUUAAGUUAGUCCUACAUCGUUUCAUUAGUUUCUACCGACAUUCGACGAUGAAGAUUCAUAUCAAAGUGCUGCAAGGACAGGAGUGUUCAAUGGAAGUUUCAUCAGAAAUGUCUGUUUUGGAACUAAAAGAGCAAGUUUCAACAAGAUUAAAAAUACCUGUCAACCAGCAAAAAUUUCUUGUUAGUGGAAAGACUCUCUCAGAUGAGAAAAAUCUAGACCAUUAUGGAGUAAAAGAAGGAACCAAACUGAUUUUAGCUGUACGUAAAAUUGAUGACGGAGCACCCGAUGUUAAUCACCUCAGAUCUGCUGCAUAUACAUUCCUGAGACGAUUUUAUUCAGAUCCAGAGGCCAGAAAAAUUCAAGAAGAGUUCAUCAAAAGUUUCCAUAAAUCUGUUAAUAGUUUGAGUCUAGAUGAUUUGGAACGAAUAGCAACUAUGCAUAUCAAUGAAGUAAAGUAAGUCUUGAAAUUUUCACCAAGUGAUGAGAUGAAGUUGUCAAACGUUUUCUACUGGACUUCGCUGCAAGUACUGGAACAACCCUAAGGAAGGGUGUUCUCUUUCAUAAUCAACAUUUCCAUCUUGAGAGGCAUUUUUUUUUUUCAACAUAAGCUUUGUUGUAUAUAUUGAGAAGACAAAUAUUAUUUACUUAAAUUGUAUUUAAUGUCACAAUAAAUUAAUCCUAUUUUGAAUA
Molecule: messenger RNA, 795 nt
Organism: Thrips palmi
Lineage: Eukaryota; Metazoa; Arthropoda; Insecta; Thysanoptera; Thripidae
Product: ubiquitin-like protein 4A
Exons: 4
Coding region: 153-563 (136 amino acids)
Biological process (GO): post-translational protein targeting to endoplasmic reticulum membrane
Molecular function (GO): protein binding
Source: RefSeq, a predicted model, not a curated record